Molecule: messenger RNA, 1225 nt
Organism: Dunckerocampus dactyliophorus (ringed pipefish)
Lineage: Eukaryota; Metazoa; Chordata; Actinopteri; Syngnathiformes; Syngnathidae
Gene: s100v2
Product: S100 calcium binding protein V2
Exons: 3
Coding region: 153-464 (103 amino acids)
Cellular component (GO): perinuclear region of cytoplasm
Source: RefSeq, a predicted model, not a curated record
GAGGGAGGGGAGGGAGGAUCUAGGACGGCUGCCAGCUGCUGACAGAAAGACACUGCAACACGCACACACCACAGGGAGAGGAGUGGAGAGAGAAAGAGAGAGAGAGACACGCAGGACCAGUAAAAGUUGCCUCAUUCGAACCAACAGUCAACAUGUCUAAGUACUCAGACUUGGAAGGUGCCAUCAACACGCUGGUCACCCAGUUCCACUCGGCGUCUUCCGACAACAGCGGCACGCUAAAAGUGGAUGAAUUCAAAGGUCUUUUGUCCUCUCAGCUGCCUAACCUGGGCAAGGCCUUCAUGUCAGAACAAGGACUGAGCGAGAUCAUGCGGAAGAUGGGCGUGGGCGACGGCGAGGGCAUCUCCUUCUCACACUUCUGGAACCUGAUCCAGAAUCUAGCCACCACGCAGCACGGCCUCCUCGGCGGCAACAAGGGCUCCUCGUGCAGCUGCAUCCUCCUGUGAAGGCCCCUCCUCGGCACAAAAAAACACCCCCAGCUCUUGAGGUUCCAUCCUGGAGCUUCUAGAACCCAGUCUGAAUACAGUAGAUGUCAAAGCCCACGUGCAAGGCAUUCCAACAUUUUUAUACACUAUCUUCUCUGUCUCUCAGACAGGUUUUAACAUUUCCAUCACACAAAAUAAACGUUCCAAUGCAGUCUCUCUGACCAAACCAAUCCAUUUUUAGUGUUUUUUCCAUUAAUAAUCUUUCACCAGCAGAGCCUCCCUCAUUUUUCUGGUGCUCCUAACAAAAAACAGGAAGAAUAUUCAGUAAAUAAAUACCUCUGGUCAUACCCACAAUGCAUCUAUGGUGUAUUUCAAAUGUAAUGGAUACAAAAGGCCACAGAGCUCUAAUCAUUAACUCACCCUUCCCUCCCAAAUUUAUCUUCACUUUGCUUUUCAUGUAUAGUUAGGGUGUUAUGUUUACUUUUUUUAAUGCAUUUUAUUGGCAGUUGGAGGACAUUAAACCAGUUUAGAAAUAAUCCUGGAAUAAAUUGACCUCAGGGUAAAUUGUAAUUGACUUUAACAGAAACUCGCAGUGUUCCACCGCUUCUCAUCUCGAAACACACGCUCGUGCAAACACCUGUGAAACAUCUCAAAUGUGUCCCUUUCGUCAUUCUGCAUUGGCUUUGUAUUUAUAUUUUGUAAUUCCCUGUAACCUGAGCUGUGUGACACUAUCGGAAAAUGAUGUAUGAAGCAUAUAAAGAAAAUAGCAAUACUUAAAUGCA